GGACUUCGUAGGACAAGCAAUUUCAUUUUCACCAUGAGAAGUGUACUUUCUCUGAACCAUACAGACAAACAUCAAAGCUCUCAUGGAAAUUUUUCAACUUGCAUUGGCAGCAAUGAAAAGGUUCUCAGUAGAGCUGAAGAGUUUUAUUACCAAUUGUUCAGUGUAGUAUUCUUUUCCAAACCAGAUUCAACUUCGCAGGUCAUUUUCAUCCUUAUCAUCUUUAUAAGUAUUGUAGGGAUGGUGGGGAAUGGAUGUGUGAUUUGGCUGCUUGGUUUCUGCAUUAAGAGAAAUAAAUUCACCACCUAUGUCUUGAACUUAGCCAUUGCUGAUUUUGUCACACUUAUGGGUCUAUCAGCUUUCAAUGUUCUUGAGAUCAUUACUACAUUCAAUGUGGCAGGUAUCCAAACAAUGCAGUUGUUUUUUGGGCAAUUUUUUAACUUUUCAUAUUGUGUGAGUCUAUAUCUUUUGACAGCCAUUGGUGUGGAAAGAUGUUUUUCCAUUCUCUUUCCCAUCUGGGUCCAUUGUCAGCGGCCAAAUCACCUUUCCACCACUGUUUCAGUCUUGUCCUGGAUAGUGUCUGCCCUGAUGACUGUAACUGAAUUCUUGCUUCAUUAUUUUUGUUUAAUAGAAACAUGGAUUAUGUUUCUCAGGAUACUUUUUGGUGUAAAUCUCUUUAUUUUCACACCAAUCAUGGUGGUCUCUACUCUAAUCCUAUUUAUCAAGAUGUCCUUUAGACAUCAGCCAGGAAAGCUACAUAUUGUUAUGCUGAUAAUUAUCCUCUUCUUCAUUAUCACUACAGUUCCAUAUAGUACUUUUUUCUUGUUAUGUAUCAUUGAUUAUAAAUUUCAUGUUAUUGCGAUUCCAGUUUAUGACAUGUUAAUUGCUCUGAAUAACAGCAUUAACCCAAUCAUUUACUUCUUCAUUGGGAAUCAAUGUAAAUGUCAGUCCUGGGACUCCAUCAAAGUUGUGUUCCAAAGAAUUUUUAAAGAUGAAAUAAAGCAUGCAGAAAGGAACUGA
Molecule: messenger RNA, 1017 nt
Organism: Anolis sagrei ordinatus
Lineage: Eukaryota; Metazoa; Chordata; Lepidosauria; Squamata; Anolidae
Product: mas-related G-protein coupled receptor member H-like
Biological process (GO): G protein-coupled receptor signaling pathway
Cellular component (GO): membrane
Molecular function (GO): G protein-coupled receptor activity
Source: RefSeq, a predicted model, not a curated record